Molecule: messenger RNA, 954 nt
Organism: Pogoniulus pusillus (Red-fronted tinkerbird)
Lineage: Eukaryota; Metazoa; Chordata; Aves; Piciformes; Lybiidae
Gene: GP9
Product: glycoprotein IX platelet
Exons: 2
Coding region: 308-931 (207 amino acids)
Source: RefSeq, a predicted model, not a curated record
AGUUUUUCAGACAUUGUCAAGUUUAAGGAGGAAAAUAUAUAAGCAGUUAAGAAAAAAGGAAGUCCAAAGCACUUCCUCUUGCCUGCCAGAAGAUACAGAAAUGCCCCAAGCACUAUGUGCCAUGGCAGAUAUCAACCAUAUAUAGCAACUCCCAAGGGAAGGCUUUCUUUUUAUGCACAGGAAGAAACUCAUCUUCUUGAACACAUUUCCUUAGUGACUCCUUCAAAAGCCAGCUCCAGUCCUCUAUGUACUCCAACACUGAUCAAGCAGAGGAGAAGGAUCAAGGGGGAAGAAAUAAAGCUGAAGCAUGAAGACAGCACUCAUGGCCCUGGUGGGAUUUUGUGUCUCGUUGCUGCUGGCUAUGGCCCUAGGAGAAGCCUGCCCUCCCUCCUGCAGUUGCAAGUUCCUGGGAGACAGGAAGGGUUUGCAGGUUGACUGCAGCUCGCAGGGGCUGAGGGAAGUGCCUGCCCUGCCCAUUGACACCAAGAGGCUUUAUCUGCAGAACAACAGCCUGACCACACUUCCUCCCGGUGCCCUGGACAGCCUGAACAGCCUAGAGGAGGUGAAAGUGUUUGACAACCCUUGGAACUGUGACUGUCAUAUCCUGUACCUAAAACUUUGGUUGGAAGAUGUCUCUGCACCCUCUCUUGCAAAUGUCAGGUGUGCAAGCCCAGAUCCCAUGAGGAUGAAGCCCUUAGUGCAGCUGACUGGGAAUGAGCUGGGGGGCUGUAAGAAGCUUCUUCCCAUCAAGUGUCUUGAGUUCUUUUGGCGAGACCUCGGUUUAAUUGCUGGAGCAAUAUUUACACUGAUUUUAGUAGCGUGGGCUCUGAAAUUCUCCAAAAAGCUGCUCUGCCAAGUGAAGCUAAGUCCAUGCAACUCUCGGAGCUACCUGCUGGGGAGGCACACCUCCAAAACCUACAAGAUCCUGUGAGCUGUUCCUCAGAACGAGGUCAG